Messenger RNA from Ictidomys tridecemlineatus (thirteen-lined ground squirrel), 1452 nucleotides. NCBI's taxonomy places the organism in Eukaryota, Metazoa, Chordata, Mammalia, Rodentia, Sciuridae. The record is from RefSeq and is a predicted model, not a curated record.
GGGUUCGUGCCACCAGGCCCUGGUCCAAUGACUGGAUAUGGUGGGCGCGCGCCCCGACCACUCGUCCCACGCCCCCCUUCCUCUUCCCGCGCGCCCCUGAGGGGGCACUGGGUUGGUGGGCGGGCAGGAGCGCACCUGGGUCCGUCCUCUCAGGGCUUGCUCGCUCAGGCACGCGUGCGCAGAAGGGCGGGAGAGGAGACGAGACGCGCUGGGGCCCAGUGCUGGCCGGACAGGCCCCCUCAGUCUGUCUCUAUGGGCGCGCGCCGACAGCCUCGCGCACCGGCCCCGGGGCCCCGGCUGAAGGUGCGCGCGCAGCACUCCGGGAAGGUGGGAGGGAGGCGGUGGCGGAAAGAUGCGCGCGCAAUCACCCGUCAGGGGAGGGGGAACUGCGGAGCGUCCGCCAUCUUGUCUCCCUCUCCUUACCUGCGUCCUCGGGGGCGUGUGCACCACCCCCCCUCCCGCCAAGGAGGGGGGAGGGCCCCCUCUUGGCCGCCGCCUUCACAGCCUUUAAAUUCCCUUGGGGACCGCGGCUAUUGCCACCGCUUGUUUCCACUGCCUCUUCUCACAGCACAGAGAUGCGGGCAGUGGGUUGGAAAAAAGGGAGACGCUACUCCCAGCGAACCGCCGCCGCCGCUCCCGAGGCCUCACCAAAAUGGCCGCCACCGUCUCGGCCGCCACCACCACCACAACCACCACUGCUCGCUAUCGCUACCGCCGGCGCGGCCCGUCGUCUCGCGAGAGACAGUAACUGGAGGUUGGGGAAACGAGAAGCCUCGCGUUCUAUUAGCGCAGGGCGCAGCCCGAUGCGCAAAGCAAGCUGGGAGAUGUAGUCCCCUCGAGGCUCCGCGUUGGCCGGCAUUCAGCCGAGCUUCUCAAGACGCGCUGCUGAAGCUUUUUGGGGCUGCAUUGCGGCUUCCAACUCCGACCACUGUCAUCUCCACUCACUUUUUUAAAAAACAGAUCCCCCAGUGAGAUACAGCAAGUUAGCGAAACUAAGUCCUCCUAACUUUUAUGGAAGCCUUCUUUUAACAGCUGUUCCUUAAAUGUCAGAAUAGUUUACCCAUAGCUCCCCAUAGCACCUAUGUCAUUUGUUCGCAAACUUUCUAGGUUAAGAACCCUUUGAAAAUCUGAUAACCUCACCCCGGAAUAGUACAAUAACAGCUACCUUCAAGUGAGGCUAUUUUGUCUCUUUUAAUAGCAAAUAAAAUCUUCAAACAGAUCUCCAUUUUACAAAUGAAUUGAGACUCAGAGGUUAACCACAGCGACAUAGCCCAAAGCCAACACUUGUAGCCAAACAUGGUCUCACAAAAUUUUACUACCUUGGGAGACCAGGUUAGGAAACCCUAAAAAAAAAUUCGACUCUUCCUUUUCAUACAGUUUAGCCCUUCCCUGCGAAAAAGAUAUUGUUGGUUCCUUUUACAGAUGUUUUAGUUGAAUAAAAAGUGAAUGAUA